AUGUUCAAGAAUUGCCUGGAGAAAUGCUGGGAUAUUUGCCUUAGGGACAAACCGUCCAUCACCAUCGGCUCCAUCUUCUUCAUCUUCUCGAUCUACUGCGGUGCGCUGGUUUGCUCCACGCUGGAGCCCAAGGUCCCCCAGAUUGUCCCAUUGAUACUUGGUUGUGUCGUCUCCCACCUCACGUACUUGUUUUUAAUCCCCACCGUCCGCGACGGUGACGGGUCGCUUCCUCACGGGAAAGUGGUGCUUGCGGUCGCUCUCUGGCUCUCGGUUGCUGGCACCACUCCCCUCCUCCGACUUUUCGACGUCACGGAUGAUCAGGUCUACGAGCGGACGAUCCAAAUAAUCUUGGUCUUCAAUGCCAUCAUUGCUCAGGUAUGCGGGGGUUUGAUUCCAUUGCGACGUGAUCUGAAGAAGAAAGCUGACGUGGGAAACUACCUCAAGGAUGUUAUGGCCAUCUGGCUCCUCUUUCAGGCGUGGUUCAAACACCCCCAGUGGUGGUUCAUCGGGAUGGUGAUCUUGCAGCUCGGCGUCUUUGCAGUGGGAGCCUACUCGCUGGUCAAGACCUCCUCGAGCAUCGCAUGGAUCAUCAGCCCGGUGCUUCUGCUGGUGUAUUCUGUAUUGAUGGUCCACCUCUACCACCGCUUUGGCAGGUUCGACGAGCCGAACGGCGGAAACGCAGACAACUUCACCAGCACCAGACGUCGCUGGAUACAGCGAGCAAUACAAGAUCCCGCAGUCUCUUUCUUGGCUCGUUUUUUCUGGCUCAAGAGGGCAGCACCUCUCAUGACGUUGGUCCGGGUCGUCGUGGCAUUUACCUUGCUGUCAGCGGCCCUGGUGACGUGGGGUAUCAUCGAGGACUGGAAACAUAUCUUCUACCCACAACUCUUUUUUUUGUUGUUUCCCUCCCUUUGUCCCUCUCUUUGGUACGCCCUGAGAGUCAUCAAAACAUCCCGAUGCCACGCCCAAGGAUGUCAAGACGAAGAGGGAGGAAUAGAAGUCGCGAGAACAGGACCCAGACCCCUUUCUGGCGACAUUAAGAAGGGGAUCCAUCUGGAGCAGCCUGGACCUACUGGCACGUCGCCAUCCUGGAACCAUCAGGAACACCAAAGUGUAGGAAGACCGGAAAACACUUAUCAACGCUCAAACCCUGGCGGGUCAGGACUUCGACAGAGUCGUUCAACACAUACCAAUUCACUCCCACCACCACCGCCUCCGUCGCCCGCCACUGUCGAUGUUGAAUUUGGAGACAAAAGGUCGGGGAAAAGGUUGGAGCGCACAGAUAGUCGGGCGCCAUUGGUUCCCAAGAACUAA
Fonsecaea monophora is the source of this 1314-nucleotide messenger RNA. RefSeq lists its product as hypothetical. Bases 1 to 1314 code for a protein of 437 amino acids. The record is from RefSeq and is a predicted model, not a curated record. NCBI's taxonomy places the organism in Eukaryota, Fungi, Ascomycota, Eurotiomycetes, Chaetothyriales, Herpotrichiellaceae. The transcript is spliced from 3 exons.